This is a messenger RNA of Pelobates fuscus (common spadefoot toad), 1219 nucleotides long. RefSeq names its product platelet glycoprotein IX-like. The coding region runs from base 194 to 811 and encodes 205 amino acids. The transcript is spliced from 2 exons. The record is from RefSeq and is a predicted model, not a curated record. Gene Ontology annotation, molecular function: protein binding. NCBI's taxonomy places the organism in Eukaryota, Metazoa, Chordata, Amphibia, Anura, Pelobatidae.
CCUCUGCAGUCAUCAAGGAUAUGAGGCUUUGAGUUUGAUAAUCUUGGAUACACCAAUAGUGUCAUCCUCUGCCGUGCUUGCACUGUGCAAAUAUACCAGUUAGAGGCCACACACAUCACAGGGCUUCAAGAAUUCCAUUAUACUGUGAUGGGAGACAGAAAUAUGCAAGAAAGCACACAUGGAGAGCUGAAGAAUGCUGUUUUGUCUAGUAUUGAUUCUUCUCUGGAUCCUGUUUCCGAAAACCAUUAAUGGAAACCUGUGUCCCGGAAAAUGUAAAUGUACAAAUGUGACUGUGGAUACUUUAAGAAUGGAUUGCAGGCUUCAAAACCUGUCCGAAAUCCCAGUUAUUCCAAUAUCUACUGAAGAACUGUACCUGCAACAAAACCAAAUCACCACAAUACCACCUGGGGUAUUUGAUAAGCUAAUGAACCUCAAAAAGUUCAAUUUAUCCUCUAACCCGCUACAUUGUGACUGCAAGAUUUUGUAUUUGAAAUUGUGGCUGGAUGAUCGAAAACUAGAUAUAGACAAUAGUACUAUUUGCUCGACACCGGCUAUGUUGCAUGGAAUGCCAGUAUCUCAGCUUAAACCCUGCUCCAGGCCGCAUACAUGCUUUGAUUUCCUUGCUAAAGACACUUUCCUAUAUAUUUCUUUAUUUUUGUUGUUUUCCCUAUUGAUCGUGUGCCUGAAAAAAAUCAAACUGAUGCAGUUCAGACUGAAUGUUACAGAUAAUGACAUCAUGUUUCGGACGCAUCAGUCUCUCCGAAUUAGUUUGAAAAAAAGAAGAUUUAAUCACAGAUAUAAAAAUGCAUAACCAUCUACUUCUCGUGUGUUACUGGGCUAAUUGUAAUAAUCAGAUGUAAACAUGCAUACAACCUGGUCAGUUCACUUUAGUUAAAUAUUUUGGGAAUAGUCUUCAUAUUGUCUUUGUUUUAAUUUCAAACUGUUUGUUUUAAUUACCGUAAUAGUUAAUAGAGGGACCAGUGAUGGAUUUCACAGACAUUGAAUAGCAAGGACUAAACAAAAGAAGAUCUACAUUAUGAGUGUAAUUUAUCCAUUGCUGGGUACACAAUAAGUCUCACAGUGUUAUUCAAACUUUGUUCACUCCAAAUCUCAAUCCAGUGUAAAAUAUUCACAAGUUCUAAAUGUUAUCUGGGUUAACAAAAUAAACCAACAAAAGAUGAUUGUGGACAAAUUAUACGUUUGCAAUUUACUGGGCAUG